Molecule: messenger RNA, 1959 nt
Organism: Lodderomyces parapsilosis
Lineage: Eukaryota; Fungi; Ascomycota; Pichiomycetes; Serinales; Debaryomycetaceae
Gene: GRS1
Product: glycine--tRNA ligase
Exons: 1
Coding region: 1-1959 (652 amino acids)
Biological process (GO): mitochondrial glycyl-tRNA aminoacylation
Cellular component (GO): mitochondrion; cytoplasm
Molecular function (GO): ATP binding; glycine-tRNA ligase activity
Source: RefSeq, a predicted model, not a curated record
AUGGCGGGUGCAAAGGAAACAAAUGUCCCCUUUUCAAGGGAAUCGUUGGAACAGCUAUUGAAAAGAAGAUUUUUUUACGCACCUUCAUUUGAAAUUUAUGGUGGUGUUGCAGGAUUGUUCGAUUUCGGUCCACCAGGGUGUGCUUUCCAAAAUAAUAUAAUUGAUGCUUGGAGAAAACAUUUCAUUUUGGAGGAGGACAUGUUGGAAGUGGAAGCAACAAUGUUGACACCGUAUGAAGUUUUCAAGACCUCCGGUCAUGUGGACAGAUUCUCUGAUUGGAUGUGUAAGGAUUUGAAAAGUGGAGAAAUUUUCAGAGCGGAUCAUUUGGUUGAGGAGGUAUUGGAAUCAAGAUUAAAGGGAGACAAAUUAGCAAGAGGAGAGAACAUCAAGGAUGAGGAAGAGGAUGAUGAGAACAAAAAGAAGAGAAAGAAGAAGGUUAAGGAAAUCAAACACGUUAAAUUGGAUGAUAAAGUUGUCGAGGAGUACGAAAACGUUCUUGCUCAAAUUGAUGGAUAUUCUGGUCCAGAAUUGGGGGAGUUGAUUACAAAGUUUGAAAUUACCAAUCCCGGAACUGGAGGUAAAUUGGAACCACCAGUUGAAUUUAAUUUGAUGUUCGAUACUGCAAUUGGGCCAUCUGGAAAUUUGAAAGCAUAUUUGAGACCAGAGACUGCGCAAGGUCAAUUUUUAAAUUUCAGUAAGUUGUUGGAGUUCAACAACGACAAGAUGCCAUUCGCCUCUGCCUCUAUUGGAAAGUCUUUCCGUAAUGAAAUCGCACCAAGAGCUGGGUUGUUGAGAGUUCGUGAAUUUUUGAUGGCAGAAAUCGAACACUUUGUUGAUCCUGAAGAUAAGUCCCAUGCGAAAUUUGACGCAGUAAAGGACUUAAAAUUGAAAUUUUUGCCCAAAGGAGUUCAAGAAUCUGGUUCAAAUGAACUUAUAGAAAAGACUAUUGGAGAGGCAGUCGGUUCUGGUAUGGUUGACAAUGAAACAUUGGGUUAUUUCAUUGCUAGAAUCUAUUUGUUUUUGACCAAAAUUGGUACCGACCCUUCUAGAUUGAGAUUUAGACAGCACAUGUCAAACGAAAUGGCUCACUACGCAUCUGACUGCUGGGAUGCCGAAUUGGAAACUUCCUAUGGAUGGAUUGAGUGUGUCGGUUGUGCCGAUAGAUCAGCCUACGAUUUAUCUGUUCAUGCAGCAAGAACUGGCGAGAAACUUGUUGUUAGGCAACCAUUGGCUGAACCACGGGUUGUUGAAAAAUUUGAGAUUGAAAUCGCAAAGAAAAAGUUUGGACCAAGGUUUAGAAAAGAUGCUGGUGUUGUUGAAAAGUGGCUUGUUUCAAGGACUCAAUGUGAAUUAGAAGACUUGGGUAAAGAGUUGAAAAAGGACGGUAAAAUUAACGUUCAAAUCAAGGGUAUUGAAGGAAAUAUUGAGUUGGAUUCGGAUCUUAUUAGCAUCGAAAAGGUAAAGAGAACCGAACAUAUUAGAGAGUACAUUCCCAACGUUAUUGAACCCUCCUUUGGUAUCGGUCGUAUACUUUACUCAAUUUUUGAACAUCAAUUUUGGGCCAGAGGUGACGAUGCUGAAAGAGGUGUGUUGUCUCUUCCACCAAUUGUUGCACCAACCAAGGUGUUAUUGGUGCCAUUAUCUAACAGUGUCGAACUUCAACCGAUUGUAAAGAAAGUUUCAAAUGUUUUGAGAAAGGAAAAAAUCCCAUUCAAGGUUGAUGACUCUUCUGCAUCAAUUGGGAAGAGGUAUGCCAGAAAUGAUGAGUUGGGUACUCCUUUUGGUAUCACCAUUGAUUUCGAAUCAGUAAAAGACGAAUCAGUCACUUUGAGAGAAAGAGAUUCAACAAAACAGGUUAGAGGCUCGGUCAAAGACGUAAUUGAUGCCAUCAAGGAAAUCACCUACUCGGAAGUUUCAUGGGAUGAAGGAACUUCCAAACUUGAAGUUUUUGAAUCAUAG